Molecule: messenger RNA, 1704 nt
Organism: Closterium sp. Naga37s-1
Lineage: Eukaryota; Viridiplantae; Streptophyta; Zygnematophyceae; Desmidiales; Closteriaceae
Source: the annotation of a GenBank genome assembly
AUGAGGCUGCAGCUCCAGCCCCUGCUGCUGCUGCUCCUCGCUCUCGCCCUCUCGCACCAGCUCUUACGCGCCGAAUGCCAUUCACCAACCGAACUACGUAAGCAUCAUGGAGCAGAGCAACAAGGGGAAGGUGCGAACGGGGGAGGCCUGCGCGGCCGCGUGCUGCUCGAUGCGGAGAUGCCGUCGCUUGCGGCGGCGGUAGCGGCGGCGGCGGAAGGGAAGAAUUCUUCCGAGCUCGACCUGCUUUUGCGCCGACAGCUCAAGGCUAAAAAGGAGGACCCCGUUUUAAGCAUGCUCGCCGACGCGUGGCACAACAUGCUGAUCGCGCAGUACUGGGCGAAAAAAACGUCGUGCGGCUCGAAGCUGACCCUCGCGUGCAAGGCGCUUCAGAACGCAGAGUCGUACCUAAAGGCGGGGAAGAGCCCUCAAGCGACCGCGCAAAUGAAUAAUGCAAAAGCCACGGCCAGUGGUUGCGCGAACAGCGUCCCCGCGCAGUCGGCCAAGUAUAUUCGCGUCGCGAAAGACCAGAUCGGGCAGACCCAAAUUCUCAUGGCCAAGAAAAACCCUCAGAUCAAGCGAGUGAAGAAGCGCAACCCGCAAGUCAAGCGUAACACCGGACCUGGUUGGCUCGGGCACAACGAUCUGCCCGGCGGCAUCAUGCAGUGGUUACCAUAUGGUAACCCGAUUGACGACUGCUGGAUGGGUGGUAACUGGAACAGUAACAUAAAGAAGCUCGCGGAUUGCGUGGAGGGGUACGCGACGGGGACAACUGGCGGGAAGGCGGGGCAAAUCUACCAUGUGACUACAGCGGAUGAUAACCGCCUGAACCCUGCCCCUGGCACCCUUCGAUAUGGCAUCACGAGGGCUGAGCCGCUGUGGAUCGUUUUCGAUGACGAUUUCACGUUCACUGAUCUGAGUGCGGAAAUGAUAAUUUACAAGGAUAAGACAAUCGAUGCACGUGGAAAGAAAAUUGUGGUGGGCAGCGGUCCCUGCUUCGCGGUUGAAGAGGUUUCGAACGUGAUUAUUCACGGAGUUUCUUUCGUCAACUGCAGAAACAGGGUGAGCAACCUCAAGAUUAUGACUGGACCCGGCAAUACGUUGGAUGGCCGCGACUACCUUAACGGAUACGGGGUGUACAUUUACAAGUCGCAUCACGUGUGGAUUGACCAUUGCUCUUUCAAUUACGCUGAUGACACCCAUAUAGACAUUAUCGAGGGCAGCACCGCCGUUACAGUCUCAAAUUCCUACUUUACCAACCAGGAUAAGGUGAUUCUGAUGGGGCACAACGACGCGAACACCAUGGAUCGGAAUAUGCGCGUCACCGUGAUGCUGAACAAGUUCGGCCCGAACCUGGACGAGCGCAUGCCACGUGGCAGGUUCGGCACGUUCCACGUGGUGAACAACUACUAUCCCAACGGCUGGGGAAUCUACGCUAUUGGCGGCAGCGCUGACCCAACGUUUCUCAGCGAAUCAAACUAUUUCGUAGCCACUGGUGGAAAAACCGAGGUGACCAAGCACGACAUUGCUGCAAGCAAGAGCAUGUGGAGUGGGUGGGACUGGCAGUCUGUGGGAGAUUACUUCGCGGGUGGGGCAUUCUUCACAGAAUCUGGAAGCUCUGGCUACAGGCCACCGUAUUCAUACCAAGCUCUCAAGGCUAUAGAGGUGCCUCGUGCAACAAACCGUGCUGGGCCAAUUGGGUUCUGA